Messenger RNA from Dromiciops gliroides (monito del monte), 6073 nucleotides. RefSeq names its product G protein-coupled receptor 19 (gene GPR19). Gene Ontology annotation, molecular function: G protein-coupled receptor activity. The record is from RefSeq and is a predicted model, not a curated record. NCBI's taxonomy places the organism in Eukaryota, Metazoa, Chordata, Mammalia, Microbiotheria, Microbiotheriidae. Gene Ontology annotation, biological process: G protein-coupled receptor signaling pathway. Gene Ontology annotation, cellular component: plasma membrane. The transcript has 4 exons. Bases 266 to 1729 code for a protein of 487 amino acids.
UGGUUUAGCAGUCAACCCUGCAAAACGUCAUCUUGUCUCUGUACCAGGAAGCAGGCAAUGAGCCAGGGGAAAGGCAGAGAAUAGACAUGAAUGUGCUCCAAAGCUUCUCCCGUGAUCUGUGGCUUUUUCUAGACUCUUGUUCAAGGGGAAUUACCGGCAGAGAACAUCCAAGGAGAAGACAUCUGAAGAGAUUGGGUCAUGAGCAAGGAUUAUUAGAUGGGACGAUCAAUAAAAUUCCACAGGCAUAAUAUACCUGGAUUUCAACAUGGCAUUUGAUGAAGUCUUUCAUGAUAUAUUUGUGGACAAAAUGGAGAGAUGUGGGCUGAGUUAUCGUAUAAUCUGGUGGAUUUGGAACUGGUUCAGUGACUGGACUCAAAGAAUGAAAGCAAUCAAGAAACCUUUACUGAGUGACUACUGUAUGCAAGACAUUGAUGGGCCCUGGAGGAUGCACACACAGAAAGCUGAGAGAGAAAGAAUGGACAUGGCUCUUGGUCAUGCAAUGGAUGACAGCAAGCUUCCUCUGGUUAUCCCAACAGUACUGGUGCCACUUCCGAACAACAGCCACCCUAAGACAUCCAUGCCUCUGAUAGAGCAUGAUAUGACAGAAUUAUAUAAGGGACACAAACUGGAAAGAAACAACACCAGCUUAACAUAUGAACCGAUGCCCGGAGAAAUCGCUGCAGUCAGCGUGAUUUUUGGGAUUCUGUGGUUGUUUUCUGUCUUUGGAAAUGCCUUGGUUUGCCUGGUCAUCCACAGGAGCAGGAGGACUCAGUCCACCACCAACUACUUUGUGGUUUCAUUGGCAUGUGCUGACCUCCUCAUCAGUGUGGCCAGUGCUCCUUUUGUCCUACUGCAGGUCACAGCUGGUAGGUGGACGCUGGGUAAUGUUAUGUGUAAACUAGUAAGAUACUUUCAACACCUCACACCAGGGGUGCAGAUCUACGUGCUCCUUUCCAUCUGUAUAGACAGGUUCUAUACCAUAGUCUACCCUCUGAGCUUCAAGGUGUCCAGAGAAAAAGCCAAGAAAAUGAUUGCAGCGUCCUGGAUCUUUGAUGCCGCCUUUAUGUCCCCUGUAUUCUUUUUCUACGGCUCCAGCUGGGAUCAUCAUUGUAAUUUUUUCCUCCCUUAUUCUUGGGAUGGGACUGUCUACAGUAUUAUUCACUUUCUGGUGGGUUUUGUGAUUCCAUCCUUCUUCAUCAUCAUCUUCUACCAGAAGGUCAUCAAAUAUAUUUGGAGGAUAGGCAUUGACAGUCGAACAGUGAAGAGGACAAUGAACAUUGUUCCAAGGACAAAAGUGAAAACUAUCAAAAUGUUUCUGAUGUUGAAUCUAAUAUUUUUGCUCUCCUGGCUUCCUUUUCAUGUGGUCCAGCUAUGGCAUCCCCAUGAAAGAGACUAUAGGAAAAGUUCCUUGGUAUUCACAGUGAUCACUUGGAUAUCAUUCAGCUCUUCAGCCUCCAAGCCUACCUUAUAUUCCAUUUAUAAUGCCAACUUCAGGAGAGGGAUGAAGGAGACUUUUUGUAUGUCUUCGAUGAAAUGCUACCGAAGCAAUGCCUAUACUAUCACAACCAGUUCAAGAGUGGCCAAAAAAAAUUAUGUUGGCAUUUCAGACAUCCCUGUCACAGCCAAAACUGUAACCAAAGACUCAAUAUAUGACUCAUUUGACAGGGAAGCCAAGGGAAAAAAGCUUGCUUGGCCCAUUAAUUCAAAUCCACCAAAUACUUUUGUCUAAUUUUUCUCCAUUCUUUUGAUAACUAUUAUGCACCAAAUAGACUAAAAAGCUUUAAAACUUCAGGAAUGGAUGGAUAUUUACUUUUUCGCAUACAAAUUUUAGGGAGAAAUGUUUUAUUUUGUUAAGAUGCAUUGGUUUAAUUGUAACAUAGUAUUUUUUGAUAAUUUUAGUUACUUCCUAGUUUUUUGAAGUUCAUUUACCUUAGAAUUUAUGUUUGACUGUAUUUUAAGGAAAUGAAGUAGAUUGUUUUGGUCAUAGUUCAUUGAUGGUUAAAAAAAACAUAAACCAAGCCAAGGCCAUAUAGUACAUAUGAAUAUACUUUUUAUAAGUGUUGCUUUUUUUUUUCUAUAAAAUUGUUUUGUAAGUCUAGGGCUUCCAUACAUUUGGUUUAGUUUUCACUUUUCUUAGGUUUGACUUCUAUGAGAUAACCCCAGGUUAAUGUUAUUUAUUUGCUUUAUGUAACCAACAUUCUUCCAGACACUCCCAUUUGGAUCCACAGUGGGAAUCAAGGAUAAUUUUGGAGAACAGCAUGUUCCCUUAUGUCAGUGAUCAGUUUUGAUGCUAGAUUCUUUAUCUACUUUACUUUCUAAUUCUUUCUUAUCUAAGGCGAUUGCAGAAACCCCAACAGUUUAGCAAUUGACUUAAUAAUUUCUUCCCAUUUGUUUCUAAUCUGGGUUGCAUUUGGAAUGUUCAUUUCCUUUCUUGGAUUGAAAUAUUAUUGAUGCAAAUUAGCUGAUGCAUGUGCUGUGCCCAGAGAAUGCCAAGGGUGGGAAUGGCAAAUGAUGUUUCCCUUUAUUUGGUAGUUCUUAAUGAGACUGUGUGCUUCCCUUAUCCCCACCCCUCCUCACCGUCCCAACAAUGAUAUGAGACUAAAGAACCCACCUUUCUUCCCAAACACCCUAGGACCCAGAACAGAAAGCAUCUUCCAAGUCACGCCCAUUUCUAUCUCAUCACUUUCAGGUCACAUUGCUAUACAUACUUCAGACCUAGACUACCCUGUGACUUGAGCCCCUAUCUCUGGUAUCUGUCUUCUUCCCAUCCAAUCAACUUACUUUUAGUUAAAAAAUAAAGGGCUCAUACUAAAACCUUGCAUGUUUAUCAAAUAUCCCCACGUUUAGACUGUGGCUUUGGUUUACUCUUUUCCCCUUCCAUUGUCACUGAGCAGUGGUGCCGGCAGUUACUAUGUAAGACCUACUGGCCAUAAGCAAACCACACUCUCCACCACCAGGCUUUAUGGUAGGAAAAUGAUUCCAGCUGCUUCUUGGUGUUAGCUCAGCGCGCGCCCCUCCCCCCACACACACCCCUUCCCAAAGAAAACCUAGUAAACUUUGCCCCUUUUCCUUAUUACUUAUCAGUAGGCAAUUGGGUUGGUGAGAGAACACUUCUCAUUUUCAACUCUAGGAAGUUGCUGCCCCCAUAUCCCUAAAGUUCCCUCACCUUGGAGAUAAGGUAGAACAAGAGAAUAGGAAUCAAGGGAAGGAGGGGAUUGGUAGUGUCAAAAAGAAGCAGCACCAUUUUUUCUGGCAUUUUUUGCAAGCUGCGGGUUCUUGAGCUCACCAGCAAAACUGACCUUAUAAGCUCAAUCACUUGCCUCCAUUAACAAGUUCCAGGGCAGCUAGGUGGCACAGUGGAUAGAGCACCGGGCCUGGAGUCAGGAGUACCAGAGUUCAAAUCCGGCCUCAGACACUUAACACUUACUAGCUGUGUGACCCUGGGCAAGUCACUUAACCCCAAUUGCCUCACUAAAAAACAAAACAAACAAACAAACAAACAAAAACCCAAGUUCCAAAGCUGACAAAGACAGUCUAUGUGCCCAUUCAUUUUUGCUCCCCAAACCCUUCUGGGUUUCUGUGGUUUGUUAUUCCAGACUCUUCUCAGACUAUUGCCUCUCUCAGUCCUAAAGCUGAAUGAAGCAAGCUGUGGUACAUUUGGAUGAAAAUUUGGACAAAUUCCCAAAACUUCAAAGAACAACAUUCAAUCUCCUAUUUGCCUAGCAACAGGCUUGAGUUAAAAACAUGAGCAGCUGGGAGGUGGGUGUUUUUUAUUCAUCUUCAUUGGGUAACUAAGAAAACUAAAUCUUGAUCCCCAAGAUCUCACAUCCAUUUGACCAGUCACAUUCAUGCAAACUAUCAUCCUGUGUUUCUUCUCCAUUUUAUGGUUAGACUCCAGAAAAGAAUUAUCUGUAUUUAUUGCUUCCAUUUCCACACCUACCCACAUCUUAGUCCCAGAGUCUCAGUAUCCACUGCUACAUCAAACGACCUUCUCUCAGUCAUCAUUUUAGCUGACCUCUCGGCCAAGAAGUUUGUUGAACUGUCAGACUCCCUCUCCCCCAGUAUAUUCUUCUCUUCCUUUGGAAUACUUCCUUCUCCCAGUUCUCCUCCUAUCAGUCUGACCACUCCUUCUCAACCUCUUUGGCUAAAUCAUCAUCCACAUGCCACUCCUUGUCCUUCUCUCCUUGCAUAAUCUUCUGGAGCUCUCCUAAGCAAACAUGAUUUUCAUUAUCUCCUAUAUGCAGAGGACUCAAAUGUGUAUUUCCAGCCCCAAAUUCCCACCUGAACUCUACUCCCACUUGCUAACUAACUAUUAGACAUCUCCACUUGGAUGUCCCAUGGGCAUCUUGACUAUAGCACAUCCAAAACAGAACUUACUUUAUCUUUCUCCCUUAAUCUGACAUCCCUUCAAACUUUCCUGUCAAUAGAGGAUACCACCAUCCUUCCAGUCCCACAGAUCCAUAACCUUGGCAUCUUCCCUGACUCCUUCUCCUCCUUAACUCCCUACAUCUAAUCAGUUGCCAAGUCUUUUUCCUCUAUCUGCAUAAUAUUUCUUGUAUUAUUCCCUUUCUUCCAUCAAUAAGACCACUACUCAAGGCCUUCAUCACUUCAGACUAUUGCCAUAGCUUCGGAAUUGGUCUUUCCCCUUUAUGAUCUACUAUCCACAUAACAGCCAAAUUAAUAUUCCAAGACAUAAGUCUGACCUCAUCAUUUCUUUGCUAAAGAACCUUCCAUAACUUUGGCCUCCAAGAUUAGACAAAAAUUCUUGUCUGUCAUUUAAAGUCAUCCACAAUCUGACUCCCCUUUCCAGAUUGAUUUAAUAGUACUCCCCUUCAUGCAUGCUACAUUCCAGAUCUCUGACCUUUGUGCCUUUGUACAGGCUUGUUCCCCAUGCCUGGAAUGUACUCUUUUCUCCUCUCCACCUGGUAGAAUCCCUAGCUUCCUUCAAGGCUCAGCUCAGAUUGAGCUCCUGCAUUGAGGUUUACCUAAUCUCCCUCUCUCCUUCCUACCACAUUUGUGAGUUCUCCCUCCUCAAUUCUCCUUGCACUAAAUUUAUCUGUUUAUAUGUUGAGUUCCCCAGUAGAAUGUAAGCUCCUUGAGGGCAGGGACUGUUUCAUUUUUAUUUUUGUAUCUCCAGUGCCUAGCCAAGUGCCGUGCACACAGUAGGCAUUUAAUAAAUGUUUGUUGAGUUGAAUUGACUGUGCAAAGAGAUAAAGAGUCCACAAAGGGUGUAUGACCUGAAUUAUAUUGGGAUAGAGCCACAAGGAGCCAAUCGGAAGUAAUGUUCCUUGCCCAUCAUGCAUUAGAUGCUCGCAGAUUGCCUUGGGUGUCAUUUACCUUUUUUGUUCCUUCUUUUAAUUAUGUAUAAAAUGAGGAAUUUGGACCAUAACGUUUCUAAAGUCCUUUUCCCCUCUAACAUACUAUUUUUCCAUGUCCCCCAUUUUGGAGAAAGUCACACACCAAGUGAAAUGGUCUUUGAUUUUUCCCUUUCCCAGGUAUCAUGUAGUAAGGAAAUGGGCUAUUCCUGACAGCAAAAUAGCCUCACUUCCAGUACAAGCGCAUGUUUUCUUAUGUCUCCACUGCUUUACUCAUGGUGGCAGGAAAAGGAAAAUGAUGGAUGCCCUGUCCCAAAAUCUUUCCUGAGAAAGAGCAGCUCUAAAUGGGGGUCAUUCCCUAGAGGCAUAACCAAUGACCACAUACAUUUUACAGCCACCCAACUGACACCAGCAGCCUACCCUGUUGCACCUUAGCAAUCCUCAGCUCUUCUGUUGGAAGCAACAUAACUAAGAAUAUUCACCACUCUGACUUGGUUUAAAGGAGAGAGGUAGACAAUUCAAAUUGGAAAGGAUCAACUCCCUCAUUUAAUGGAUGAGCCCAUUGAGACUUGGAGAACUGAAGAGAUUUCCCCAGGCUCACACUAUGAGUUGCAGACAAAGUUGAGACUAGAACUUGGUUGUUCUUUACACUAGGCUGUGUCCCAAGAAGGGAGGCUUUUAGUCCCUUCCUGCCUAUAGAUGUGUCCCUUUUUUUUUUCUUUUCUUAUUUUACUGGUUUCUUUUGAAUGUUAAAAGUC